This is a messenger RNA of Elaeis guineensis (African oil palm), 4062 nucleotides long. RefSeq lists its product as uncharacterized. NCBI's taxonomy places the organism in Eukaryota, Viridiplantae, Streptophyta, Magnoliopsida, Arecales, Arecaceae. Gene Ontology annotation, molecular function: phosphatidylinositol binding. The record is from RefSeq and is a predicted model, not a curated record.
UCAUACGGGGUGCAUCUUUCGCGCGAAAGCACGAUUGUUUUUCUUUCGCAGCGAUCGCGUUUUGCACAACUUUCAAAGCAUGAUCUCUGUCUCUUGAUGUGUGCUGAGCCUUGAAAAGCUGUGCAAAGAGCGAUCCAACGGCUGGCGUCGCGAAAAAAGAUCGAUCAUUCUUUCGCGCGAAAUAUACCACCCCCUCUGUCUCUGUGUCAGUCUCUCGCCGUCGCGCCCCCCACCCCCCAACCCUUUUCUUUCCCUUGUCGACGAAGAGAAUAUUAGUCUCCCCGGCGUGAACGGAACUGCCGGUAACUCGAAUCCUAUUCUUCUCUCGGUAGGGUUUCAAGAAAGAUUGCUAGCGUUUGCCCGAUCUUUGGAAAUUUUUUCUUCGUUUGUCUUCGCUCAAUCGAUCGCUCUGAUCUCGGUGGAGAGGGAUUCGCCUCGGAGAACGCUAAUCUUGGAGGGUCUUUCACUUCUUUAGGGUCGGGAGAAAGGGUGGAGGAGCGAGAGAGGGAUCGACACGAUGAGGACGAUGGAGACAUUGCAAGAUCUGAUCGAGGAGGCCAAGGUUCGAACCGUCUGCUGGGCCAUCUGCGUCUUUGCGAUCACCUACUUCUUGUCGCUCUGCAAACCAGAUGUUGGUGCUAGGAAUCAAGCUUGCAGACUCUACAGGAGACAUUAUCAACUUCACUAGAGAUACAAGUAAAUCAAUGUGGACAAAUAUCCCAAUAUCAAUUCUUAUACUUUCAGUCUUCCGCUUUCUAUCUUAUGAGGUGGUGAUCCACUGGAGGGUGCAUCCUGUCCGUAAGCAGACAUAUCUAUCUCAUUUGGAAAAGAAGCAGUUACCUCUAGAUGAUUUUCAUCUUUCUACUGUGCCACCUUCUACAAAAUGGAGGAGGAAAAUUGAUUCGCCCAUUGUGGAGGCUGCCAUUGAGGAAUUCAUUAACAAGAUCUUGCAGGAUUUUGUUGUAGAUCUUUGGUAUUCAUCUCUUACUCCUGACAAGGAGGCGCCGGAACUAAUACGCACUAUCAUACUAGAUGCACUUGUUGAAAUAUCUGGAAGAGUUAAACAGAUCAACCUUGUUGACUUGUUAACAAGGGACAUGGUUGACUUGAUUGGAAACCACAUAGACCUAUACAGAAAAUAUCAAUCAGAGAUUGGCAUAGAUGUUAUCGGAACUCUUUCUUUUGAGGAAAGGGAUGAAAGGUUAAAACAGCAUCUAAUAGCUUCCCAGAAACUUCAUCCUGCUCUGCUUUCUCUGGAGUGUGAACAUAAGGUUCUUCAACGUAUUGUUGGAGGAGUUCUGGCAAUAGUCUUGAGGCCACAGGAAGCUCAAUGCCCAUUUGUUCGCUGUUUCAGUAGAGAGCUGUUGGCCUGCUUGGUUUUGCAACCUGUCAUGAACUUUGCCAGCCCUGCGUAUAUCAAUGAGUUGAUUGAGUAUAUAUUCCUCUCCAAUCAAGAUAACAGAAAUGGAGAGGUGGACUCUGAUAGGUCAACAAAUGAAGCUAUUCUUGUGCAUGAUCAUAAAGUUUCUGGAGGAAAUACUCCGACUGCUCAGCCUGAGUUGAGAACUACAGCUUCUAAUCAUCCUGGUGAUUUGAUAAUGGUUAAAAGCGGUGGGGAAAAAUUGCUUGCUUGUUCUGAGCAUGUUCCUCUGAAAACAUUACAGGAAAAUACUGGGCAUCAUAUACCACCUAGGGCAGCAGAAUGGGCAGGGAUACUGGAUGCUGCUACAAAAAGAAGAUCUGAGGUCCUUGCCCCUGACAAUCUUGAAAACUUGUGGACAAAAGGAAGAAACUACAAAAAGAAGAUGGUCAAUCUUAUGAAGGCAGGAACUUUGUUGGGUUCCAUGAACAGUGCACCAAGAAAUAUACGUAGUAUAUCUCAUGCAGAAAACAUGAGGAAGGGAUUGUUGGCCAAUAUGAAUGAAAGUAUUAUAAAUAUAGAUGAUAAAUAUAUGGUUCACCUAAUGCAGGGGCCCAUUAAUAAUAGCCAAUCAAGUGUAGCAACAAAGGAUGAGCGACAUGUUUCCCAAGAGCUGGUUAGUGUGCAAUCUAAAGAAAGGGGUCAUUUUGGUGAUGGAAGUGAUGAAAAUGCCAGGAAAACUGUUAAAAUUGACAAAGGUCAGCUAAAGCGAUCUAGUAGCAUGCCUGUUAUUGAAACAGCAUUCAUGGGCAGAAUUGGUGAAACUACUGGUUUCAAGGAGAACUAUAUUCUAAACUUUAGCAAGCAUAAGGAAGAGCUAAGCUCUGCAGUGGUCUCCAAGAAUGACGGAUCCUUCUAUGUUCCAAAGAUCAGCUGCCGGGUUGUUGGAGCAUAUUUUGAAAAGCUUGGAUCUAAAUCUUUUGCAGUUUAUUUAAUUGCUGUAACAGAUGCAGAGAACAGGACCUGGUUUGUGAAAAGAAGAUACCGAAAUUUUGAGCGGUUGCACCGGCAUCUAAAAGAUAUACCUAAUUAUACAUUACAUUUGCCCCCAAAGAGGUUUCUUUCAUCCAGUAUUGAUGAUAAUUUUGUGCACCAGCGGUGCAUUCUUCUUGACAAAUAUUUGCAAGAUCUUCUAUCAAUUGCCAAUGUUGCAGAGCAACAUGAAGUUUGGGACUUUUUAAGUGCUUCUUCAAAGAAUUAUUCUUUUGGAAAGUCAACCUCAGUGAUGAAAACAUUAGCAGUGAAUGUGGAUGAUGCUGUGGAUGAUAUAGUUCGUCAAUUUAGAGGGGUUUCAGAUGGUCUACGGCGUGUUGUUGGCUCAUCAUCAUCUCAUGCAAUUUCUCCCUUAAGAGCUGAAAAGAGCAUGGCAUUAACAUGGAAUGAAGAAGAGAUAAAUAAGCUCAGUCCAAGCUAUAGUAAUAUGGACACUUCCCAUAGUUUGUCUGAUGAUGAAGCCCAUGAUGAAGAGCAAUCUUCUGCAGUAAAUAAUGGAUGGCACUCAGAUAAUGAAUUAAACUCCAAAGGUUUUCCACCUCGUGUUGUCAAGUGCACUGAAGAAUCUUCAAAUUUGGAUUCUCAAAGAAGCCAACAGUCAAAUAAAUUUGACAGACUUGCUUUAAAUGACUCAAAAACUUCAGUAGCAUCUGAUAUUUUGGAGGAUCCGCUUGCAAUGCCACCCGAGUGGAGACCACCAAAUGUUAGUGUGCCUCUGUUGAAUCUAGUUGAUAAGAUAUUCCAACUGAAACAGAGAGGUUGGCUGAGAAGACAGGUCUUUUGGUUUUCAAAACUGAUUUUGCAGUUAAUGAUGGAAGAUGCAAUUGAUGAUUGGAUCAUAAGGCAAAUUUCUUGGCUUCGGAGGGAUGAUGUUGUUGCAAAAGGAAUUCAUUGGCUCCAGGAUGUUCUCUGGCCUAAUGGUACAUUUUUUAUAAAGUUGGAGAGCAGUCAAGGGAAUAUGGAAGACAGUCGUUUUAGUCAGAAACCAACUCAAAGUACCAGUCGGAUAUAUGGUGAUGAGGUGACCAGAUCGAGCUCUUUCGAGCUGCAGCUUGAAGCAGCUCGUAGAGCAAGUGAUGUUAAGAAAAUGAUACUUGGUGGAGCUCCAUCUGCAUUAGUCAGCUUAAUCGGGCAUAGUCAAUACAGGCGUUGUGCGGAGGAUAUUUAUUACUUUAUCCAGUCUACCAUCUGUGUUAAGCAGCUUGCAUAUAGUGUGUUGGAACUGGUGCUUGUUUCAGUAUUCCCGGAAUUACGUGAUCUAAUACUAGAUGUACAUCAGGAGGCCUGAAAUCAGCCAGUGUGAGGAAAAUAUCAAAGUGAGUCGGGUUUGUAUAUUCUUUCAGCAUAUGACAUCUUCUGCACUUUUUUCCAGCUGUCACGAGCUUCAACCAUUUAAGACCUUCAAAGUCAAUCAGUAGCAUUUUCGAGCUUUCCCUUCUGGUAGACAUUUUUGACUGGUCAGCAUUCUGUUGGAGUUGAACUAAGAAAUCUUGGAUUUGGAAGUAGUUUUGUAUAUUCCAUUCAAAAUGUACUGUUGUACACAUUGAAAGCAUGUAUAUAUAUUAGCUGAGUUUAACCAAAUGAAUGAAAGUAGUUAUACGAGAUAUUUACCAAAUGAAUGAAAAUAGUUACACGAGAUAUCUACAUAA